Messenger RNA from Cyprinodon tularosa, 2001 nucleotides. RefSeq names its product tripartite motif-containing protein 16-like. The transcript has a single exon. NCBI's taxonomy places the organism in Eukaryota, Metazoa, Chordata, Actinopteri, Cyprinodontiformes, Cyprinodontidae. The record is from RefSeq and is a predicted model, not a curated record. Bases 97 to 1761 code for a protein of 554 amino acids. Gene Ontology annotation, molecular function: protein binding; zinc ion binding.
AUCCGCUUACUGGUCUCAUUCACUGCAGCAACACAUGGUAUUUAGAUCAGUUCCUGUUGUGCGGAAGUAAAAACUACAGUUUUUGUAACUGGGAAAAUGGAGCAGAGAGGACUUCUGAUGGAAGAUCAAAAAUUCUCCUGUUCCAUCUGUUUGGAUUUACUAAAGGAUCCAGUGACUAUUCCCUGUGGACACAGCUACUGUAUGAACUGUAUUAAAGAACACUGGAAGGGAGAGGAUGAGAGCCGGAUCUACAGCUGCCCUCAGUGCAGGACACGUUUCAGACCGAAGCCUGUACUGCAGAAAAACAUCACGUUGGCAGAAUUACUGGAGGAUCUAAAGAAGAUAGGACUCCAAGCUGCACCAGUUAAUCACUGCUAUGCUGGACCUGAAGAUGUGGCCUGUGAUGUCUGCACUGAGAGGAAGAGGAAAGCUGUCAAGUCCUGUUUCACCUGUUCAGCUUCUUACUGUGAGAAUCACCUCCAACCUCAUUAUGAUGCUGCACCAUUACAGAAGCAUGAACUGCUGGAGCCCUCCAAGAUGCUCCAAGAGAACAUUUGCUCAUCUCAUAAUAAGAUUAUGGAGAUCUUCUGUUGUACUGAUCAGCAGUGUAUCUGUUAUCUCUGCUUAAUGGAGGAACAUAAAGGCCACGAAACAGUCUCAGCUGCAGUACAAAGGUAUGAGAAGGGGAAGCUCAGGGAGAGACGACAACAAAUCCAGCAGAGAAUCCAGGACCAGGAGAAAGAUGUGAAGCUGCUUCAACAGGAGGUGGAGGCCAUCAAUGGCUCUGCUGAUAAAGCAGUGGAGGACAGUGAGAAGAUCUUCACUGAUCUGAUCCGUCUCAUCCUGAAAAGAAGCUCUGAUGUGAAGCAGCAGAUCAGAUCCCAGCAGCAAACUGAAGUGAGUCGAGUCAAAGAGCUUCAGAAGAAGCUGGAGCAGGAGAUCACUGAGCUGAAGAGGAAAGAUGCUGAGCUGGAGAAGCUCUCAAUCACAGAGGAUCACACCCAGUUUCUCCAGAACUACCCCUCACUGUCAGCACUCAGUGAGUCUACACACUCAUCCAGCAUCAAUAUUCGUCCUCUGAGAUACUUUGAGGAUGUGACAGCAGCUGUGGUGGAGCUCAGAGAGAAACUACAGGACAUCCUGAGAGACACAGAGACAAACAUCUCACUAGCAGUCACUGAAGUGGAUGUUUUACUGUCAGAACCAAAGACAAGAGCAGGAUUUUUAAGACAUUCACUUGAAAUAACUUUAGAUGCAAACACAGCACACGCAAAUCUUCUAUUAUCUGAGGAGAACAAAAAAGUAACAGUAAUGGAAGAACAACAGCCUUAUCCUGAUCAUCCAAACAGAUUUACUGGUUGGCUUCAGGUUCUGAGCAGAGAGAGUCUGACUGGACGUUGUUACUGGGAGGUGGAGUGGAGAGGAGAAAAGAUUGAUUUAGCAGUGUCAUACAAAAAUGUCAGCAGAGCAGGAGAGCAGGGGGAAUGUGUGUUUGGUUUCAAUGAAAACUCUUGGUCAUUGUACUGUGAAACAAACAAUUGCAAAUUUUACCACAACAACAUUAAAACUCUAGUACCGGGUCCAGUUUCCUCCAGAAUAGGAGUGUAUCUGGAUCACAGAGCAGGUAUUCUGUCUUUCUACAGCGUCUCUGAAACCAUGACUCUCCUCCAUAGAGUCCAGACCACAUUCACUCAGCCUCUAUAUGCUGGGGCUGGGUUUUAUGAUGAUGGUGACUAUGCAGAGUUUAUCAAACUGAUCUGAGGUCCAGAUGGUUUAAUAUGUAAUAUAUACAUUUUAGUUCCAUUUCAUUUAGUCUCUAUUGUUACUGAGAUAAACUUUAAUUAUUAUGAUCAUCAUCAAUCGGGACGUCAGUCUGUUAGGAAUCCAGUUUGUGUGGGUUGUUUGUGUGUCCCUUCUCUCUACACCACCAGGUGGUGCCCUGUCCUCGUUGGGCCUCCCUGCACACCUGCGGCUUGUUGGUUCGUUACUGGAGGAGUACUU